AAAAUAUUUUAAUACAGCAAUAAACAUGACUGUACAAAGUUCUUAUUCUCCGUAGUGGAACCAGUAUCACCAGCUGAGGACGCAAUUACGUCAUGAGGCCGCCUAACGCAGCUGAGGAAAAAAGCUUGAAAAACUGCAAGAAAGUGGUAUCUCUGUGUGAGAUCAGAAUUGUAAAAAGCAAUGUGAAGGCAGAUGUGGCUUUAUAACUGACACAUAUCAAUUGAAAUUUGUGUGUCUCUUGUCAUUGUUUUGCCACAACUGGAAUGCUGUCCGUGUGGAAAAAGAAAUCAGUGGAGAAUCAUUAAGGGUGAAGGAUACUGAGGGGGCAGGGAAAAAAAGAAAACAACAUGGCGGCAGUGGAAUUGGAGUGGGUCCCCGAGACAUUAUACAAUACAGCGAUCUCGGCAGUGGUAGACAGCUAUACCCGUUCACGGAGAGAGGUCCGUUCUCUUCCUGAAAACAUCCAGUUUGACGUCUAUUAUAAGCUGUACCAGCAAGGACGCUUGUGUCAACUUGGGAGUGAAUUCUGUGAUCUUGAUGUUUUUGCUAAGGUGUUACGAGCUUCAGACAAAAGGCAUCUUCUGCAUCAUUGUUUCCAGGCAUUGAUGGAUCAUGGAGUAAAAGUGGCAUCUGUUUUGGCAUGUGCUUUCAGUAGGCGGUGCUCCUACAUUGCAGACUCUGCAACCCAAGUUAAGGAAAAAAACAUCCAAACAGGUUUUGUUUUAGGUGGCUUUCUGUCUGAUGCUGGUUGGUACAGUGAUGCUGAGAAGGUGUUUUCUUCCUGCCUGCAGCUGUGUAAAUUACAUGAUGAUGUGCUACACUGGUAUCGUGCAGUAGAAUGCUGUGUGAGGUUACUUCAUGUACGAAAUGGCAAUUGUAAAUAUCAGUCAGGAGAAGAAACCUUCAAGUCAGCUCAGUCAUACAUUGAAAAACUAGCCAAACAUGGACACCAGGCAAACAGAGCUGCACUUUACGGAGAGCUGUGUGCUUUGCUGUUUGCAAAGAGUCAUUACGAUGAGGCUUACAAGUGGUGUAUAGAAGCUAUGAAAGAAAUAACACAUGGUUUACCGGUGAAAGUUGUAGUAGAUGUUUUGAGGCAAGCUUCAAAGGCUUGUGUGGUAAAACGAGAAUUUAAGAAGGCAGAACAAUUAAUAAAGCACGCUGUGUACUUAGCGAAGGAACAUUUUGGACCUAAGCAUCCCAAAUAUUCAGACACACUACUUGAUUAUGGAUUUUACUUGCUCAACGUAGACAAUAUAUGCCAGUCUGUUGCAAUAUAUCAGACAGCACUCGAUAUCCGGCAGUCUGUAUUUGGUGGCAGAAACAUCCAUGUAGCUACAGCACAUGAGGAUUUAGCUUAUUCUUCUUAUGUUCAUCAGUACAGCUCUGGAAAGUUUGACAAUGCGCUAUUUCAUGCAGAACGUGCCAUUGAGAUCAUCACUCGCAUUCUUCCUGAAGACCACCUACUGUUAGCCUCCUCCAAAAGAGUCAAAGCACUUAUCUUGGAGGAGAUAGCAAUUGACUGUCACAACAAAGAAACUGAACAGAAACUGCUUCAAGAAGCCCACGAUUUGCAUCUUUCCUCUUUGCAGUUAGCAAAGAAAGCCUUUGGUGAGUUUAAUGUACAAACAGCAAAGCACUAUGGAAACCUUGGAAGACUGUAUCAAUCCAUGAGAAAAUUUAAGGAGGCAGAACAAAUGCACAUCAAAGCUAUUCAUAUCAAAGAGCAGCUGCUUGGCCAAGAAGAUUAUGAGGUCGCUCUUUCAGUGGGCCAUCUAGCAUCUCUGUACAACUAUGAUAUGAAUCAGUAUGAAGAAGCUGAAAAGCUAUAUCUGCGAUCAAUAGCAAUUGGAAAGAAACUUUUUGGUGAAGGCUAUAGUGGACUAGAAUAUGAUUACCGAGGUCUCAUUAAACUGUAUAACUCAGUUGGAAACUAUGAAAAAGUAUUUGAAUACCACAAUAUUUUGGCAAAUUGGAAUCGUCUUCGAGAUAGACAGUUCUCAGUUACAGAUGCUUUAGAGGAUGUAAAUACCAGCAGUCAAUCAACAGAAGAAAUAGUCCAGUCAUUUUUAAUGUCUCAGAAUCAUACUGGACCAAGCUGCUAAUGAACAUGGUCACUUGGCCAACUCUCUCUCUCCCUAAUUGUAUGGGGAACUCCUACUGUGAAAUCUAAAGUUGUAUAACUUACCAGGGGUUGGAAUUCAUGCUGGCACUUUUGAAAGGACAGAUGUAAAUUUUGCAGCCUGCCACUAAGGACAAGCAUUUUUCAAAGUGAUCUUCAGCAAGUAUGGUUCAACUCCCAGUUUGUAUAUAUCACACAAAAACACUAUGUGAGGAAAGCAAAAUCUUGUUUUACAAGAAGGCGUCAUUAUAUGCUGCUUGAUUUUUUUUUUUUAAAGCCUGUACAGGAAAAAGGGUUUCGGAAGAUUAGAACAUUGCGUUCAUGUAAACAACUUGAAAAGCUUUUAGCAACUGGAACCUUUUCCUACUUAGCUAGUUACUUACUACUGGACCAUCACCAUUUGUAUGUACAAAAAGCUUAAAACAUUUUAAAACUGAAAAAAGACAUUGUCAUGCAGAGAACUUCUAUAUGAUAGUUGAUUACAAAUAAAAUUGUACUAUCAGAGUUUUAAAAUA
Protopterus annectens (West African lungfish) is the source of this 2637-nucleotide messenger RNA. RefSeq names its product amyloid beta precursor protein binding protein 2 (gene APPBP2). Gene Ontology annotation, biological process: intracellular protein transport. The coding region runs from base 348 to 2105 and encodes 585 amino acids. The transcript is spliced from 13 exons. NCBI's taxonomy places the organism in Eukaryota, Metazoa, Chordata, Ceratodontiformes, Protopteridae. Gene Ontology annotation, molecular function: protein binding. The record is from RefSeq and is a predicted model, not a curated record.